Poecilia latipinna (sailfin molly) is the source of this 3998-nucleotide messenger RNA. RefSeq names its product chromodomain-helicase-DNA-binding protein 1-like. The transcript has 18 exons. Gene Ontology annotation, cellular component: nucleus; chromatin. Gene Ontology annotation, biological process: nucleosome organization. The record is from RefSeq and is a predicted model, not a curated record. Bases 16 to 2628 code for a protein of 870 amino acids. Lineage: Eukaryota; Metazoa; Chordata; Actinopteri; Cyprinodontiformes; Poeciliidae. Gene Ontology annotation, molecular function: DNA binding; chromatin binding; ATP-dependent chromatin remodeler activity.
UAUAAUGUUUUUCUUAUGAUUUAUUUGGACUGGCAGGUAAAUAUCUAUCGGCUGGUGACAAAAGGCUCAGUGGAGGAAGAUAUCAUUGAGAGGGCAAAAAAGAAAAUGGUUUUAGACCACCUCGUCAUUCAAAGAAUGGACACUACAGGAAAAACCGUCUUGCAUACUGGAUCUGCACCUUCUAGCUCAGCACCUUUUAGCAAAGAGGAGCUCUCUGCAAUUCUGAAGUUUGGUGCUGAAGAACUUUUUAAAGAGCCGGAAGGUGAAGAGCAAGAGCCUCAGGAAAUGGACAUUGAUGAGAUCCUGAAGAGAGCUGAGACCAGGGAAAAUGACCCUGGGCCGUCCACUGUUGGAGAGGAAUUGCUGUCUCAGUUCAAGGUUGCUAACUUCUCAAUGAUGGAAGAUGAAGAUAUUGAUAUUGAUUCUGAGCGAAGUCAACGGAGCUGGGAUGACAUCAUACCUGAAGAACAGAGGAGGAGAAUGGAGGAAGAGGAAAGACAGAAGGAGCUUGAGGAAAUUUACAUGUUGCCACGCAUGAGGAAUUGUGCUAAACAGAUAAGUUUCAAUUCUGAUAGACGGCAGAGCAGGAAUAGAAGAUAUUCUGGCUCUGACAGUGACUCCACUUCCGACCGAAAGAGACCAAAGAAACGGGGAAGACCUCGAACCAUUCCACGGGAAAAUAUCAAAGGUUUUACAGAUGCUGAGAUCCGCAGGUUUGUCAAGAGUUACAAAAAAUUUGGAGGACCACUCGAAAGGUUGGAUGCCAUUGCUCGUGAUGCUGAACUUGUGGAUAAAUCUGAACAUGACUUGAAACGCUUGGCAGAGACUGUUCAUAAUGGAUGUGUACGAACACUACGUGAAAACCCAUGUGGGCCAGAGAAAACAUCAGGAGGCAGACGAGGAAAAGUGAAAGGGCCAACAUUUAGGAUCUCUGGAGUCCAGGUUAAUGCCAAGCUUGUUAUCUCCCACGAAGAAGAACUGGCUCCACUCCACAAGGCAAUCCCUGCUGAUCCUGAGGAGAGAAAGAGGUACAUGAUUCCAUGUCACUCGAAGGCAGCACACUUCGACAUUGAAUGGGGAAAGGAGGAUGAUUCAAGUCUUCUCAUAGGAAUUUAUGAAUAUGGAUAUGGCAGCUGGGAGAUGAUCAAGAUGGACCCGGACCUAAAUCUCACACACAAGCUUCUCCCAGAUGAUCCUGACAAGAAGCCACAAGCCAAGCAGCUCCAAGCCAGAGCAGACUACCUCAUCAAAUUACUGAGCAAAGACCUGGCCAAAAGAGAAGCACAGAAACAAACUGGAACAGCUAAUUCACGGAAGAAGAAACCAAGAAGGAAAACCGUCAAAACUCUAAAGUCAAUAAAGGGGGAUGAUGUGAUCAAGAGCCCAUCUUCAGAUCUGACAUCAGACAAGAGAUCCGAUGAUGACAAUGAAAUUGAUGUGGAAAAGAGGAUGGCAACUGGGAAGGCUCCAACCAAACAUGUUCAAGAAGACACAUUAAAGGGAAAGGACGAUUAUAAUGAGGAUCAUGAGCAUCAAGCUUCUUCAUCAGAGGAGAGAGACUGUGAAGAAAAAGAGGGAAAAAAAGAGGAGGCUGAAAGCUGUGACAUUAAAGAGAGUAAGGAGCCAAUACAGAAACAGGAGGAUGACAGCGGUGAAAAGAUUGAAGUAAAAACUGAGGUACGAGAAAGGACAAAGAGAGCUUCAAACUUGUCAGUUCAGAAGGCAUAUACUGCAGAUAAUGUGCCAGUAUGUGAGGAAUCUGAGGAAUUGGACCAAAGAACUUUCAGUGUGUGCAAAGAGAGAAUGCGUCCAGUAAAAGCUGCCCUGAAGCAGUUGGACAGACCAGAGAAAGGACUGUCAGAGCGCGAGCAGCUGGAGCACACCAGACAAUGCCUCAUAAAGAUUGGGGACCACAUCACUCAGUGUUUGAAGGAAUAUUCGAAUCCUGAUCAGAUCAAGCAAUGGAGAAAGAACCUGUGGAUAUUUGUCUCUAAAUUCACAGAGUUUGAUGCAAGAAAACUACACAAACUCUAUAAGCACGCAAUCAAGAAGAGACAAGAAAAUGCCCAAACUGUGGAGCAGAACACUAGAACUGUAAACACUCAAGGCUAUAAGCAUGCAGAAGUUGAAAGACUGAAGGACAGUUCCCACCAAGAUGACAGCAGCAGAGAUAGCUACUGCUCAGACAGACAUCAGCCUUCGGGUAGAUACUCUGAAAGCAGCAGCAAUAAAGACAGACACGGCUCUGAGUACCACAAGAAGACCAGUGUGGUAGACUCCAGGAAAAGACCGUACUCUUCUUUCAGCAAUGGGAAAGACCACAGAGACCACUAUAAGGCAGACAGCCGAGACAGACAGGACAGGUAUUAUAACGACAAUAAACAUAGGAAACUGGAGGAAUUCCGCCCCAACAGAGACCAUCGGCAGGAGGUGAAGGAGCUUUCUCAUUCAGACUACCGUUCUUCCUACCGCUACCAUUCAGACUGGCAAACAGAUCAGAGAGCGUCAGCAAGUGGAACACGUUCUCCUCGAGAUGAACGCUCACCUUGUGAGUCUCACUCACCAUUUGACUACUCAUCAGACCACAAGAGUACGCCUGAGCAGAACUGGAGCAGCCGUAAGACAUAACAGGAGCUGCUUGGUUCUACAGCAACAGUCCUAAACUCGGCAACCCAGUAAAUGCCUUAUGCUGAUUAGGGUUCCCUGCCAUGAAGCUGUUUGAAGCACUCUGUUUCAGUCUCUUCAUUUCAUUAUCUCGGUAACAGUGACAGGGUCCUCAACCUGUGAACCCUGUCAGAAAAAGAAAACAGGAAGGACUUGUUGCUCCAUUAGACUCUACGGCUCUCAACAAAAUGUUACUAUCCUCAAGCUUGAAGUGGACAUAAUUGACCCUUUAUGCUGCCUCCAAUUCCUCCCAGCAAAUGACACUGGAUCUUAUUUUUGACUUCCCUCAGUGCUUGUCUUUGUAUUCAGACUUAAUGUGAUCAUGUUCCUUAUUUAAGAGUUAAGACAGUAAGAUGUCACUUCUCACGUGAACCGUGACACAUAGUGAUGUAGAACUGUCUGGUUUAAUCCAGUAUGGACUCAGGCUCAACACCUGCAGUACCUCAUUUACAUUUUUUUUUCAGUUUUUCCCACCAGCAACUUUGUAAAUUGUUUAAUAAGAUAAAUAGAAAAAUGCAACCUGGAUUUUUUUACAUAAAAUAAUGCUUUUGUACAUAUUUUUUUAUGUUUACUUCUGUAAAAUAGUGAAUCAGUGAACUGUUUCCUCAGGCUUAUUAUUAUGACUCCACAUUUCUCUUAACUCAGGCUUUUUUCAUCAUUCGAUCAGUGAGUUUUUUUGUCAGUAAUAAUCAGAAUGUAUUUGUAAUGGGGAUGCUCACUUUAUUCACUACUGCAAAGUUCUUUAGUGUAGUGAAAUGAAAAGUGGAAGCUGAUCUCCAUCACAUUUUUAUGGUGUAGUUUCAGCAAAAGCCCCUGUAAGAAUUAAAAUCAACUUGAUUUUUAUUUUUUACUUUUCAAUUUAUUUUCCAUGUAGGCAAUAAUAUUGUCAAUGUGUCUAUGCAGCCAAGUAUAUUUGUUGUGAAUCACCUAACUGAAUGAAGUCACUGUUAAGGUUUAAACUUGUAUAAAUUUCCUAUAUAUUUCCAAAGGAAUUUACACUGAAAGUGCAUGCGUUUUUAUGGGCUGUUUUUAUAUAGUUGUUUAUAAAAUCAUUAAAAUAUGUCACUGUAUUCACAUGCAAACUUUUUUUCUAACAAACUGCUGUUUAACUCUUAUUCUGUUUUGACUCAUUGUAGGUUUAGUCAGUGACAUCAGCCAUCAGAGACAUGUAACAGUAGUUUCAGGACACUUUAAUCACUUGUGAUUUCCAUAAUACAAUGGAAGAUUAAUGACCUUUGUCAUCUAAAUUUACCUCAAGUCCAGCAUGUUCAGUUUGUCAGUCAGCUACUUUGGAUGGCAUUAAAUUGGCUUCUGGUAAUAAGUAAAGAACCUUG